This is a messenger RNA of Drosophila busckii, 1448 nucleotides long. RefSeq names its product dimethyladenosine transferase 2, mitochondrial (gene mtTFB2). NCBI's taxonomy places the organism in Eukaryota, Metazoa, Arthropoda, Insecta, Diptera, Drosophilidae. Gene Ontology annotation, biological process: transcription initiation at mitochondrial promoter; rRNA methylation. The transcript is spliced from 3 exons. Gene Ontology annotation, molecular function: rRNA (adenine-N6,N6-)-dimethyltransferase activity; mitochondrial transcription factor activity. The record is from RefSeq and is a predicted model, not a curated record. Gene Ontology annotation, cellular component: mitochondrial matrix. The coding region runs from base 1 to 1383 and encodes 460 amino acids.
AUGAUGUCGCUACGUUUUAGCUGGCGGCUUUGUAGCCCCAGCAGUGUACAAAGAAUAAGCGUCUGCCAUCAAAGUGCCAAAGCAAAGCGUGAGAAGCUCGUAUCACGCUAUAGCGCUGAGUUUCCAGAGAAACUGAUCAUCAAGAAGCAAAAGAGUGCCCCUCACAUGUACAUGGCUAAUGAGGAGAUAGCGAAGCAAGUGAAUGACUACCUCGAUCCUCACCUGCGUGAGUCCAACUGUGAUACGGUGCUGGAGUUGAAUCCUGGCCCAUGCCAUUUUACACGACAUCUGCUGGAUCGUGAGUCCCAGUUCCGCAAGAUUAUACUAAUGGAAACAAUGGAUCACUUCAUGCCGCGUCUGCAGGAGAUGCAUGCGCUAUAUCCGGAGCGUGUAAAGGUGCAACACGGCGAUUUUGUUGCACUAUGGAAGCUGGCCUAUAUGGACAAACUGGAUAAUGGCACACGCGUGUCGGAUUUGCUGCAGGAUGUGCCGCAGCGUGCUUUCACUGAAGAUGUCAACAUGCUGGUUAUAGGCGCCGUCGGUUCUUAUCCUUUCUUCAAGCAUCUGAUCAACUCCCUUGUGUUUCAAUCGAGCGUCUUUAAUUGGGGACGCUGCGAAAUGUUGCUAGCCUUACCACCGCCCAUUUUCAUACACUUAACUUGCUCCAAUGAGAUUGGUUAUCUCAUCUAUCGCUCAGCUUCCAUGCUCUUUCAAAUACUCUUUGAGCAUCGUUUCAUUGCGAAAGUGCCGCGUGAGCAUUUUCUGCCGCAACAGGCAGAGUUUAAUCUUGGCAAGAGCAGCAAAUUGGGCAAAGUCAAGUCUAUAAAUCCAGAGUAUUUAUAUUUAACUAAAUUUACGCCGCGCCGCAAUUUGCAUGAGCUCUGUGCGGCGCAAGACUUGCCCGCCUUGUGGUUUUUUAUAAAACAAAAUCUUGUAAGCAGACGGAAUCGCAUUAUACCUAAUCUCGAAAAGUUUGUGCCUGGCUGCGGACCUCGGCUAAUAAUCAAUCAGCAUGCCAAAGAAGCAGUUACGCCACUUUUUAAAGAAGCUGUGAAGCAAUUGCCUCCGUACUCUAUGCGCAGCACUAACAUGAGCACGCGAGAUCAUUUCCCUGCCAUCAAUAUAUAUACACAAUUUGGCGAUUUGACGCCUAGUCAAAUGUUGACGCUGUUUACACAAUUUCGCAGUUGGCCGGAGUACAAUGAGAGCUCGUUUCUGGCAUCCCUUGAGAAUACGCUGCUCAAGCUGGAAACAGUUAAUGAUCAGAGCUUGGAUGAUAGCGUGAUUGCUGAGGAGGAUGACAUCAGCGGUGAAAGCGUAGACGAGCUGCUGGAAGCCACGGAGGCCACAACCGUUACCAAGACUGUUAGUAAAGUCAAGUAGUGAGCUUUUUAUAAUUCAAUUGUUAUUGUUUGUAAAUAAGUAAAUAAGUUGAAAUUCAUUUUUGC